Lycium barbarum (goji berry) is the source of this 1523-nucleotide messenger RNA. RefSeq lists its product as uncharacterized. The coding region runs from base 177 to 1376 and encodes 399 amino acids. Lineage: Eukaryota; Viridiplantae; Streptophyta; Magnoliopsida; Solanales; Solanaceae. The transcript has 4 exons. The record is from RefSeq and is a predicted model, not a curated record.
GUCCAUAAAUAAUCUAGUAGACCCGAUUCAGAACCAGAUUACUAACCUUGUUAUUGUCAAAAAACAAUUGUGAUGGUCAAACUGUUUCUCCUAUAUAUAUAAACCCAGUUAUUGUUUUUGUCAUUCUGAGUUUCUACUCUUUCACAGUGGAAAAUUUGCCCCAAUAGCCAUAUCAGAUGUCAGGCUAUUCAAAUUGCUAUUUGCUUGCACUAGCAGUACUCUUAUUGCCAGUAGCAAUUGAUGCAAAUUCACAAAUUCAACCAAGAAAAGUGAAAACUGCUGUCUUUCGAUCACCAAAAUUUGUGCUGAAACCUGGAUCAGUUGCUAACAAAUAUUACUACAACAUUGAUUUCCCUAAAGGACAUGUUGCUAUAAAAGAUUUUCAAGCUGAAGUAGUUGAUAAGGCAGGGCACCCUGUACCAUUAUAUGAAACAUACCUUCACCAUUGGGUUGUUGUAAGAUAUUACCAACGAAAAAGCAACGAAUUGAACACCUCGGAUAUAAUCGUUGGGGGCAACUCAGGGAUAUGCGACGGGGUUCUUAAUCAGCAUUUUGGGCUCGGAUCUGAGACCCGAAAAACAGCCACAUAUGUUCCGGACCCUUAUGGAAUAGAAAUUGGUAAUCCGAAGGAUGUACCUGAAGGAUACGAAGAGAGAUGGGUGCUCAAUUUACAUGCCAUUGAUACACGAGGAGUUGAAGAUAGAUUGGGAUGCAACGAGUGCAAGUGUGAUCUUUAUAAUGUCACAAAGGAUGAGGAUGGUCAAGCUAUAGAGCCAGAUUAUAUCGGUGGCCUGAGAUGUUGUUACGAUAAAACAAGAUGCAGGGUGAAACACGGGUUCAAAGGAUCGAAGAAAGGCCUUUACCUGAAGUAUAAGGUGAAGUAUGUUGAGUGGGAUGCCUCCAUUGUGCCUGUUAAAAUUUAUAUAAUUGAUGUCACAGAUACAUGGAAAAAGCCAGAAAAUCCAACAGCAAAGGCAAAACAUCAGUGCCAGAUUGAAUAUUCAGUGGAGUCAUGUUCUGCUAAUGGUGCAAACUUUGGUUGUACUGAUACAAAAAAAGUAAGUGUACCAUUUCCUACUAGUGGAGAUGUCAUCUAUGGAGUUGCUCAUCAACAUACUGGAGGGGCUGGUUCAACCCUACAUGGAGAGGAUGGACGCGUCAUAUGCUCAUCUCACCCGAUCUAUGGCAAAGGAAAGGGACCAGGAAAUGAAGCCGGUUACGUCGUGGGGAUGUCUACAUGUUAUCCUAAACCUGGCUCGAUUAAGAUAAUGAAAGGGGAGACUGUAACUUUACUAACAAAUUAUAGUAGUUUUCGAAGGCAUACUGGAGUGAUGAGUUUGUUCUAUCUCUUGGUUGCUGAACCAUCACCAAAUUAAGAUCUACUUCUUGUUGCUGUUUUAUUUUAUCAAAGUAAGAAAAAAAGAGAGGAAGAAAGAAUUGUGAGAAAUCCUGAUCGAUUUUCCAUCAAUAUAAUGGGUGUUUAAUACUCCCUCUGUUUCAAUUUAUGUGAACCUUUUACUAUU